This is a messenger RNA of Porites lobata, 5975 nucleotides long. The record is from the annotation of a GenBank genome assembly. Lineage: Eukaryota; Metazoa; Cnidaria; Anthozoa; Scleractinia; Poritidae.
GAAAUGAGUGGAAGUCGAACGCACUUGUUGAAAGGACAGUGCUGCGUGUCUGUCUGCAGAAGUGGGUGCUUGGAAACUGGAAAGAUUUUCUUGAAACCAGUUGUCCUCGGAAACGCUUGCUACAGGUAAACCGUGGUCAGUCUUGGAGUUCCAACUAUUUUACAAAAUAUCGGUAAAAGCUACAAGAAAGACGCGGCUGCCGUCAACCUCCUUCCUGCGAAGAGCGAACUUGUUUUGCAUCUGACUCAAGAUCAUUUGUGUUUCGUGAAGCUCUUUCUCUCUUUGGGAGACCACACAAAGACUUCAGUACUUUGGAAAAGGAAGGCGAAAAUUCACAAUGAAUACAGCCAAUGCGUUCAAAUUAACACAGAAAGUGGUCGCAAUUUUGUCUUGUUUUAUCGUGUUUAUGACUUCGUACCCUUUUUAUGCUGACGCAACACAUGCAAGCGAAGGACAUGCUCCCAUACAACAGUUCGCGAGCAACGUCAACUUCAGCAAAAACUUCAUUGUGGAAUGGAAGGUCGAUCAUGAUUCGCAAAGCGUUGAAUUUAUAUUGAACGUUGCUAUUGAUGACAAAGGAUGGGUAUUAUUAGGGUUUUUGCCCGCAUCGAACGACUCCUAUAAAACAGCUCAGGAAGACGGACUUCAGGGAACAAACGGGGAUUUUGUGGUAACGUGGUUUUCAUCUCCAGGACGGACAAAAACUUUGGUAAGAAACUUAUCCCUUAUCAUAAAAAUUGUGGUGAUUGCGAUGAUAGAUAAUACAAUAACAACUUCUUUUAAGUAUUUAUAUCUUCCUAGUAGUGUGGCAUAUCGAUCAUGUCUGUUUGUCUAUUGCACUAAUAUAUUUAUGGUAAUUAUCUCUCGAUCCUCCUUAAAAAAAAAAAAAUACACGAGUAUGGAAACAACCUGUAAACUAAGGUAUGAAAUAUAACCCCUACAAAUAUUCCAUUUUUACUUGUUGUCAUAAUUCCUAUAAAAAUGUUGUUGAAUGAGUCUCUUGUUUUCAAGACUUCAAGAGAAUGUAACAUCAACAAUUUUUUGUAACUGUAACCCGGAUAUUGAUUUUAUUUAUUCAUCAGUAAGACGGUUGUUCCUUUUUUUUAUAUAUUUCCAUCAAAGUGCUGGUGUCCAAAAAACCGUAUCUGGCUGUUUGCCCAAAAUAUUUGAACUGUGCCCUCUCUCAUGACUUGCGAUGUACCCUUUAAGCUCCACUGUCAACAUACAAAUUCUCCAAACAGUUCUGAAAAGAAUUAGGCAAGAGAAUUUGUUUAAAGAUCAGUUGCAAAGCAUUUCUGUCAAUUGAUCAUUUCUAACACCUCACAGAUCUGUAGAAGCUAAUGCUAUUUCUUUGUAUAAUAUUUGCCAAGUGGCUGAAACCAUGUUUAGACACUAAAUAAUGUAUAAAAAAGUAUUCUACAAACAUUUCCAAUCAUCUUCACAGGACUUGAAUACAAUUGACACUGGAAAGUUACAGCCAGAUGGUAAUUCCACGGAGCUAGACUACCAUGUGACUGUAGAGCAUUUUGCAGAAAACUCAAGUGAUAUUAAGGUUUUACGCAUUACCAGAAAACUUGACACAGAAGACCCACUGGAUGUGCCCAUCACGGUAAGCUACUUGUCUGCACUACAAUCACAACAGGAUGGAUUUACCUUUACUGAGGUCCUCUCUGGGGAGGGGGACGUAAGUUCCUGGUCUGAAUUUCAAAACCAGUGGAGGAGGCCAUGUCACUGUCAGAAUUUAACUAUUGUAUUUGAGAUUACCCUUGUCGCUGUCUCAGUUUCAACUGAUCUUUGUCGUUUGUCACCACAGAAUCAUUUAGCAACUAUCAAUCACCAACUAAGUGCAUUUAGUACAGUAUAUUUGCCCCUGAGUGAGUCAUAGAUCCCUAAUAAUAAUUGUUUAUCUAUUUUCUUCUUAAAGGAUCAACCAAUGUGGAUUGCUGGUGCUUAUGGUAAUUCUGACGUCUAUUUAACAGACUUGUCAAACAUUACAGCUGGCGGCCUAGACACUUUGACAUUCAAGAAAGUCAUUAUUCUAAGGGAAACAACAAAAAAUAACAGCAAAAAACCAUGGCAUAAAGUGAUACAAGGUACAUAUAAUUAAAUAUCUAUCUAUAUAUAUAUAUGCCCUGUUCAUAAUUUGUCACAAAACCAAAAAUAUUAUGCAGAACGGGAUAUUAACCACAAACAUAUGUUUUUAGUAUUUACCAAAUCAGAAGAUAGCAAUUUUUACACAUUUUGAGUGGUUCAUGGUACACAGAAAGAAUAACCUUGGCUAUCCACUGUUCUGGGAUGUGAUUCAAUAUAGCCUACCAUGCCAUUUCACAACAGUUUUUUAAGAUGCUUUUUUUGGCAAUCAAAUACCCAAAACACUGUCAACUGAAACACAAACAAAGAUCUACUAAGUGACAUAUUCAUCAAUUCCAUUUACAGAGGUUACUUGUUUAUUUUUAUCCAAGUGAUUUGGUAAAUACUAACAGUGAUUUUGUUACAAAUAGUUAUGGUGAGUCCUGGGACUCAUCUUGUGAAAAAUAAAGAGUCCUUGUCCACAAGUUAAAAAAAACAAGAUUGAAAAUGCUUUAGCCUUUAUGUAACCAGACAGUUAAUCUGGAGAAAACUAGAUGCCAGAACUCUUUAUUACAGUUUACUGAAAUUAAAAUAUAGUCCUUCUAUAAACUUAAAGCACAAAAAGACUAAAAUAAAUAUACAUCCUUAAAUAACAGCCACAGAAAUCACACGAACCAGAUAUUCUGCCAAAAAAUCUUCAAAUCGAUCAAUCGUUCUUUGGGUCCUACGGGAUGCAUGCCAUGAAUUAUUUUUCCUCAUUGGCUCAUUGGUAACAAAAUCACUGUACUAAAACGACUAUUGCCAUCAGGGUCUGCACAAAGCAUCAUAUAGAUUCCUUGGCGCUUUCAAUCUAGUGAUUAUAUUCACCAUUAUUCACCUCCCCUCAAGGAAAAGUUGAAUACUAAGCAAGAAAUUAAGCUAGCAAGUUACAAUAAAAUUUGGUUGGGCACAAGCUGAAUUUUGAGCCAAAUUUUUAUAUACCAUUAAGACAAACCAAACACAAGUUACAUGAAAUACAAACAAAAAGUUUAAAUAAUAAAUAUUUUUAAUCCCCUCUGCCUUCACCCCAUAUCUUUACUUGCUCCUUUUCAUUUUACAGAACAAGUGAGGAAGCAUUGGAUCGGUGUUGUGAUUGGUGUGGCAGGAUUGUUGACUGUUGUAAUUGUUGCUGCAAUUUAUCUCAGCUCCAAGAGAGGCAAAGAAAAAGUAAAGAAAGUCAAAAUGACAUUUUACAAGGAGUAAGUCCCUUCAUUUUCUAUGUUUUUGACCUAGGAAGUUCAGGUUGAGUCUUCUCAGCUAUAGUUAACUCUCUUUUAACAGACACCUGUAUAAGACAGAUACCUUAGUAAAAUGGACACCUAGAGUUGGUCCCUGCCUUUCUUUACUCCCUUUAUUUGACUCUCUAUAAGACGGACACCUCUGUAAAACAGACACCUAGAGUUGGUCCAUACCUUUCCUUACUCCCUUUAUUUGACUCUCUAUAAGAUGGACACUUCUGUAAAACAGACACCUAGAGUUGGUCCCUGCCUUUCUUUACUCCCUUUAUUUGACUCUCCAUAAGAUGGACACCUCUGUAAAACAGACACCUAGAGUUGGUCCCUGCCUUUCUUUACUCCCAUUAUUUGACUUUCUAUAAGAUGGACACCUCUGUAAAACAGACACCUAGAGUUGGUCCAUGCCUUUCUUUGCUCCCUUUAUUUGACUUUCUAUAAGAUGGACACCUCUGUAAAACAGACACCUAGAGUUGGUCCCUGCCUUUCUUUGCUCCCAUUAUUUGACUCUCUAUAAGAUGGACACCUCUGUAAAACAGACACCUAGAGUUGGUCCCUGCCUUUCUUUAAUUACUCCCUCUAUUUGACUCUCUAUAAGAUGGACUAUCACUCUUAGACGGACACUUGGUGCAUGCCGGUCCCAAAGGUGUCCGUCUUAGAGAGAGUUAACCCUUUAAGCCCUAAAAGUGAUCAGCAUCAAACUUCUCCUUGUAAUAUUAUUUCUUUGUAAACUAGAGUGGUCAUGAGAAUUACAGACAUGAUCACUUGAUGAAUUUGCUUGAUGUUUUAUCAACUUUCUCACCACUGCUUCUGUAGGAAAUGAAUAGGGGCAACAAAUGAGAGUUCAAAUUUUGAUCUUCAGGUUUAAAGUGUUAACUGGAGUGUUUACAUAUAAAUGCUUUCAUCUGAACACAAAGUUUAACUGUCUGUCUUUUGUAACAUAUCUUUCUACAGUGAUGAGGAUGACGAAGCAAAAGUGGCAUUUCUUCAUUCAAGAACUUGAUUGCAGGCAUGAUCACAUCUCUGGUUCCUGCAAGACUUGAGACACAACCCAUGGUUUUAAUACCAGCAUGCUUGGCUUUCAAGCAUUGUAAAAUGAACAGUGAACACCAGUAGUUUUUUCUCCAGAGCUAUGUUCCAGGCAACACGCUGUACUCUUCAUUUUCCUAAGUAGGAGGGUACUCAACAAAGAUGUGCAUGGCAGAUGCUUCACUCUGAGAUCCAAACCCUUAUCCCCUUUGUAUACCACUUUUUGUAAAAAAAAGGUGUCCACUUUUAGUAUUAUUAUUAUCCUUCCUUGACUAAAGGGGUGAGAUUUAUGGAAAAAAUGCCCCAAGCUACUUCUGAUAAACUAAUAGAUAUCCCCCCCCCCCCUCCCCCUAUGUUUAACAAAAAGAGAUUUUGAUAUUACAUCAAGAGCCAUUUUAUUAGUGCAAUAUUCCAUGAACUCCUUCAAUUAUUAAGUGCCAGUUUGGUCAGUCCCUUUUCAAUGUGAACAGUCUUGUUUUUUUGUCAUUUGGUAAAAUAUUAAUUUCUAAUAAUAUAUUGUCCUAUACAUCUGUUCUUUACUGGUAUAUUGUCUAGAGUGCUUCUCCCUAUUAUAUUGUGGCUGUGUAGGAGACCGCUAAAACCCUUGGUCCAACGAAGACCAUGCGACAAAGCUGCCAUAAUAAAGCACAACAUCAGAAAUACCUUUUAACUAACUGGUGAUAAGCCAAUGUAUAUACCAGUAGCUGGAUAUGCCUCUAGCUGUGAUAAUCAUCUAGGCCAGGUUGAUCUAAAGCCAGCUAAGAUAUACUAGGGUUAGUGCAAAAUUUGAAUUCAGAUAUGAAAGCUCAAAAUGCAAAUUUAGUGUAAUUUUUUUGUCAACAUUUUGAUGAUUGGAUGCUCUAAAGAGAAUAUAGAAAGUUAUCCAAGUAAAUGCUUUUGUAAAAAAAGAAAAGUCAACCCAGAUUCAGAUUUAACCCUGGGAAAGCACUAAUCAGUCUCCCAACAACUUUGCCCUGAUGUCAAAUUGUUGGCGCCAAGUUUUAGACAGCCCUUCCAAAUGUUUUAAAAGUAUUCUAUAAUAGUAUAGAACAUGCAUGUGUAAAUAUUUUUCAUAGCCGCGGUUGUUUAAAAGUGGAUAGCACUCAAUUGCAGACAAAUCACUAUCCAAAGAAAAAUCAUAUUUAAUGUCUUGUGUCAUUCAGAGGUUAAUGAUUUUCUCACUGGGUCUCACUAUUCACUUUUUCAACCCUUGGGCCAUGGUUUUCUCAUUUGUUGAGCUUGUAAAAGAGGUAAGAAAGGAAAUUCUCACACACUGAAUGAAUGUGGGUUGGAUUUGAACGAGGAUGCCAGGAGAUUUCACACUUGGUCAACACUGCAGUCUUUUGUACUAUUUCAUAUCUCAUGGGAAGAAAAAAUAUAUUGUUUUCACUUGCCAUACAGAGAAACAGCUUUCCUGCCAACCUGCCAGGCCCAACCCUUCCCCCCCCCCAUAUUUCUUUGCCACUUUUGUGUCAUUCUUGCCCCAGAACCUGCCAUUUCUUUUGGUAACAUGGCUGAGUGGCUCUCCGGUCCCAUUAUGCCUUUGUGUUUAGAGAUUUUGUUUGCUUAAAGGUCAACUUUCCAGAAUACUCUGUUUGUGUGCCA